Messenger RNA from Brettanomyces nanus, 1530 nucleotides. RefSeq lists its product as uncharacterized. The record is from RefSeq and is a predicted model, not a curated record. Lineage: Eukaryota; Fungi; Ascomycota; Pichiomycetes; Pichiales; Pichiaceae. The transcript is spliced from 2 exons. Bases 1 to 1530 code for a protein of 509 amino acids.
AUGGAUGUUCGCGUGCAUGUUCGUGAAGAAUCUGGAGAGUCGGUCACUGCAUCACAACAGUCCUCGUCCACGGUGAAUACGAAUACCAACAGCUUAUCAAGUUCUGGUACUGCUUCAUCAUCAUCAGCAUUUUCCACUUCUGUUCCAAAUCGUUCUUCCGGUUCUCCAGUGUCUUCAAUGGAUACGACCAUAUCUCCUGGUUCUGUUGAAACUGAUAGGCCGAAGAAUCCUGUCAUUGCACAAAUGCCACUACUUCCGUCUAAAUCUGGCCUCAAAGUCACUAACGAGAAAGUGACAUCCGGGCCUGUUGCUAACGGAAAGGUGCCAGCAAAGCGGGAAAAGAAGCGCUCGACGAAUGUGUUCAAAAAGCUAUUCAGACGGAUCUUUGGAUCUUCUUCGUCUUCGCAUGCAUCAACGCCAUCUACAACAAACCAGAAGCAGAAAGAAAAAUCGUUUUCGAAGAAGUCUUCCUCUGUGCUGGAUUUUUCGAAGAGUCGCUUGGUUAAAGACUCAUCUUCUAAAGAGAAGAAUUCUGUGCAACCUUGUGGGAGGGCUCAAAUAAGACAUGAAUCUGAAGAAGAAGAAGAAGAAGAAGAUUCAUCGUCGAUAGGGCCAUUGACAGUAGAUUUGAGCAGCGAAAAUAGUAGUUUCAAUGGCCUUUUAAGCAUAGACUUACUACCAAAAGAUGAUGAAGAUCAUCAGUCACUAGUGCAUUCUCUCAAAUUGCAGUCUACUACUGAUAUUGAAAAAAAUGCCGAUAAUCAUCCAUCAAUCAGCAGUAGUAACAUCGAUGUGGAAGUUUAUGAGCCGCUUGGUGAUUUAGGUACGGAUGUUGAAUUGGACUACUUGUCUACUAUUAUUGGUUUGGGUGAAACUUCAUUCUUCAAGUCGGAUAAUUUGAAUGUCGGAGGAGAUGAAUCUGUUAAGAGUGCGGACGGCACAAUGAUUAGCAGGAGGAAAAGCAUGCGCAUCAAGUCCAUGAAUAAGAAGAGAUCUCUUAGUUAUCAUAGUGUUCAAGGAGCGAAGGUGCAAAAAGAGGUACGUGACUUAUCAGAGGUGCCGCGCAGUUUCGAUUCCUAUUAUAAGCACUACAAGAGCCGGCACUUUUGCAAUGACGGCUCUGAUUUCGAGAUACUCACGGAAGGGAAGCCAAAGGAACCGCUGGUUGGUGCUAAGCCUUUAAGAAGUUGUUUAAACCCAUCAUCAGCUCACUAUAAGCAGUCGCAAUAUGACCCUAGAUUCAAUAAUGGGUAUAUUUCUGGUCGUAGAUUGCGUCCCGGACGUUCAAUGGAUCCCAUCAACAGGAAGAAAACAAGAUCAGUGAAGUUUUCACAUAAGAUCUCCCUUAAUGAGACUCAUGCUCCAGGGGACUACGAAAGGUACAAUAUAAGAAUGAAACAGAUGUAUUCAUUUUUGGCCACACAUCCGCAGAAGGUGAGGUCUAUUCGGCACAGGCUGAACGAUUACAAAAAAUACGAAAUGCAUGUUCACGAGUUGAGCAAGAGGUAUACCCAUUUCUUCCAUAACUAA